This is a messenger RNA of Acanthochromis polyacanthus (spiny chromis), 6641 nucleotides long. RefSeq names its product dispatched homolog 2 (Drosophila) (gene disp2). NCBI's taxonomy places the organism in Eukaryota, Metazoa, Chordata, Actinopteri, Pomacentridae. Bases 440 to 4945 code for a protein of 1501 amino acids. The transcript is spliced from 10 exons. The record is from RefSeq and is a predicted model, not a curated record.
UUAUUGUAAUCAGCAGCCGGAAGUCCCAAUUAAGUUGCAGCUCUAACUGAGCGCAGCAUCACUGUCUGUGCACCUUCACAAUGCGCCUUAAGCAGCAGCUGUAGCUCCUGUCCGAGCCACUUAAGCAGCCACCGAUGCUCCCCAUCCGUCACUUUGUGCUCCAGCACCGCGGCCGGUUGGACAGCGACCACGCAGCGUCCUCAGCAUCACCGCGGCUCCGCCAAUCAGCGCGCAGCUCGGGGCAGAUUAACCCAAACAGCCUCGGUGCUGCUCCGUAGUAGCAGCCCCAGAAACGAGCCCGCACCUUUGAUCCUCGUGGACUCAGUCUAAGGCAGAUGGCAGGUUAACUCUUUGCUACACAGCAUCCGAAAAUCCAUCCUUGCCUUUAAGAAAGAAAAAAAAAAACACAUCACGUCUUCUAAGGCGAACCAGGAACAGGAUGGAUGCUUGCGCGAUAACAGCAGAAAGCACGGAUGCGAUAGUGAUGGAUGAGUCUCCUGGAGAUGAGAAGGAAAUUCAGGAGGCUUGCCAGAGUGAGAUCCCGGCGGUUUCUCUGUGCCCCCCUGACAGCUCUGCCGAGGCCCAGUUGACAGUCAUCCAGUCUGAAGGGGAGCUAUGUGACAGCUGCAGCAGCCUUGGCAGACCUUCUUCCUCCUUCCAGCUUUAUCACCAAGUCCCCCAAAGUCCUCAAGUUGGGGCUUACGAUUCACCGCAGCCCCAAAAAUGUCCCCACUGUAGCCAUCACGGUCCAGUCAAACUGAGCGUCUGCCAUAACUGUCAUUCAAACGCCACUCAUGCAGAAGGAGGGGCAGUUGUGAAAGUGGGCCACAGCUGCAGUUCUGCCCAUCAGGCAUCCCGUCAUGGAGCAGCACGGUGUCACUGGCUGCACGGGUCAAAUGAGAGCAGGACACAUAAACCCAAGCAGCGACAUGUGGUGACAGUAAGGGAUGGAGGACUCUACUGGAUUCUUAAAAACUACUCCCAGGUGAUAGUGGACUAUCCGUUAGCGGCCCUGCUGGGUUGUGCAGUGCUGCUGCUGGGAUGCUCACUGGCUGGAUUCUUUAUUGGUUCACUGCCAGACUUCUCUGAUCUGCUGCUGGGCUUUGAGCCGCGGGGAACGUACAUUGGAGUUCGUCAGUCCAGCUUGCAUGAGCUGCAGGAGAACACAGGCCUGGGGAAAACUCUGUCUCCUCUACCACAGCAGCUCAGUAAAAGUGGUAGGUGUGGAGGUGCUGUCAGUAAAGACAGUAGUGGAGGCCAGGACGCCUCCAGAGUUCGCAUCAAGAGGAUGCCGGCCAGAGACUCUUCUCUAGACACUUUCCUUUGUGAUGCUCCAGUCUCUCUCCAUGCAGACGAGCGUCUGGCCCAGCUGGUGUUUCGAUCAGAAAACUCAGCCAGUCUCUGGAGUCUGAAAGCAAUCCACGCCAUGUGUGACAUGGAGCAAUCCAGGAUUGGCUCCCAGGCCCAGUUCCAAGACCUGUGCCAGCAGCAUGGGAGGGUGAAAGCCAAGGGAACGUCCAGAAGCGACUGUUGUCCGAGCUGGUCUCUGGGGAAUUACUUGGCAGUCCUCACUAAUGCCUCCAGCUGCCUCAACCUCACCUCACAGCAGGUUACUGAGUCUCUGAACCUUCUCCGGAAAUGUGCUCAGUACUAUCACGAAGGACAUCUAGUGGAGGCCUGUGUUGACAGACCCAAACAUAGAGGCUGCUCCUCUGUUCCUUCCCGCUGCAAACAAUCCCGUGUGGUGUUCCAAAUCCUGCACUUCCUCGUCGACAAAGACUUCCUUGGUCCGCAGACUGUUGAAUACCAAAUACCAACGCUGAAGUACAGCCUUUUGUUCUUACCCAUCAACAAGGGACAACACAUGAUGGAGUUAUACAUGAACAGCCUUGAAGGCCAGGAUCUGACACACAAUAAUACGACUAUUACUGGCAUAGACUUUGGCAUCAAGCAAACCCUGUUCAAGUAUUACCUGGCAAGGGAUUCGGUAUACCCCAUCCUAGCUGUUGUAUCUCUUCUUUUAACUAUGGCUCUUUAUCUUCACUCUCUGUUCAUCGUAGCAUUAUCGGUAAUAGCAAUCACAGGCUCCCUCCUAACCUCUUAUUUCGUCUACAAAGUAGCAUUUCGCCUGACUUUUUUUCCGAUGGUCAAUCUCUCUGCAGCUCUUAUUCUCUUAGGAGGUUGCUCCAAUCAGGUUUUCCUCUUUACUGACUUCUGGAAUCUGCAGCUAUCUCAGAACCCUUCAGCCUCUCUGGAGAAGAGAGUAAACAGAGCUUUGCAGGAAGUCGGCUACUUGAUUUUAGCGUCAGGGUUGACCUCCAGUGCGGCAUUUUUCUCCGGUUAUCUCAGUAGCAUCACAGCAAUCAGAUGCUUCUCUAUUUAUCUCGGAACCGCCUCUUUCAUCAGCUCACUCUUGGCGUUCGUGUGGCUGCCAUGCUCUUUCAUCUUGCGUGAACGUUACACAAAAUCAUCCUCUGCUUCUGCCACAGUGCAAGGAUGGAAACCUUGCUGCUCCAAAAACAAUGGCGGCUUCUGGGACACGAGCUCACGCAAGAGAUGCCUAUUCAGCCUCGGGCAGAAGUUGAGAGAAUUAAAACGGGGUCUCACAGACACCUCCAAUUUAAUAUUUCUAAAAAUCCUCCCUUGUGGAGUGGUAAAGUUUCGGUACAUCUGGGUGUGCUGGUUCGCGGUGCUCGCAGCCGGGGGCACAUACAUGGCCUGCAUUGACCCGGGCAUGAAACUGCCCACUCUUGAUAGCAGGGUCACCCAGCUUUUCCGCUCCAGUCAUCCAUUUGAGAGAUUUGAUGCAGAGUAUAGCCACAUGUUCAUGUUUGAGAGACAGAGAAAUGGAGAGGAUAAGCCUGUUGCGUUAAUGCUUGUUUGGGGAGUCAAACCAAUUGAUAAUGGGGAUCAUUUUAACCCAAGAAGCAAUGGCUCUUUAGUUCUCGACCCAGACUUUAACAUGAGCCGACCUGACGCUCAGGUUUGGUUGAGGGAUCUAUGUGGGCGGGUUCAGAACCAAAGCUUUUAUUCCCCUCUGACACCGGAGGAUAAAGAUGUGAUAACAGACAAUAUCUGUCUUGUGGAGCAGCUCGUACACUGGGUAUCCGUCAGGUGCUCAGACAGCGAUGACGCCCUUCAUUUUUGCUGUAAUGACAUCCCUUUCCCCUACCCUCCUAAUGUUUUUGAGAAAUGCCUUAGUAUGAUGCUAGCAGAGCGGUACGCCGAAUGCCAUCUGGCACACAGUGGAGGCCUGUACUUCCAGCCAGAUGGCAGGGUCGCUGCCCUUGUGUUGGCAUUCAAAACCACAUACCUCCACAGCUUCAACUUCAGCAAAACCAGUGCUUUUUACAGAGAAAUCCUUACUUGGUUUAACAAAGAAAUAUCAGGAGCACCACAAGGGCUGGAGAAGGGCUGGUUCAUCAGUCAGCUGUCUCUUUUUGAUCUACAACAGUCUUUAGGUUCUGAGACUCUGGUAGUAGCUGGUUUCUCAGUAGCUCUCACGUUUGUUUUGCUGCUCUUAACCACGUGGAAUAUUCCACUGAGCAUAUAUGGGACUCUAGCUGUAGGAGGCAGUGUGUUUGUCACAGUCGGCCUCCUUGUUCUUCUCGAAUGGCAGCUGAAUGGCAUCGAGGCUCUGUUUAUAUCAUCAGCCGCAGGGUUGUCUGUUGACUUUAUUGCUAAUUAUUGCAUAUCCUACAGCUUAGCUCCGCAUUCUGACAAAAUUGGGAAAGUAGCACACACCACUAAAAGGAUGGGAUGUCCCGUAGCAAUAGUAUCAGGAGCAUUUUUCUUCAUGGGGAUUAUCAUGUUACCUGCAACGGCCUUGCUGUUCAGAAAGCUUGGGAUUUUCCUGUUUUUGGUGAAAUGUGUAGCAUGUGGAUUUGCAACCUUCUUUUUCCAGUCGCUGUGCUGUUUUUUUGGACCCCAGAGAAACUGUGGAACGAUCACACUGCCAUGUUGUUCAGACCAGACGGACGCCGUGCUGUCCUCUUUUGCCGAGCCCGGUUCUUCGUCAGCCUCGGCCGCUAACGGGGCCUUUGGCAGAUCUAGAGCGAGGAGGAGUUAUGACAAAGAAGCAGCUGGUUACCUCUACCCCAACCACCAACGUCAGCACAGGCAGAAACAGCCUGGAGGAGGCGGCGCCAGGAACCGAGGACCUGAGCAGUACGAGCUUCAACCUUUGGCUUAUCGACUGAGCGACAGCUUUGAGAACAGCACCUGCACCAGCAAACUGUCCAACCGGCCCUCUGUGCUAUCUGACGAGAUCGAGUACUGUGGGAAAGAUGAGGACAGGAACAGCAUGGACGGGGAAAGCGAAGAGACCUGCAGUCAUCAACAUAAGAUCGGCCAAGCACCACCAGCCCUCCAGACCUCAUCUCCUUACAAAGACAACACCCUCCACCCAAUGGACCUUGCACAAGCAGAUGUAGCUAAGGACAAAUUCCUAUGUAAAACCUGCAGAGGUCAUACUGCUGAGCUGAAGCAUUGGAGCAAUACAUCCUUCUCCUCAUCGUCAAGCAUAGAGGAGACCAUCAUCAGUCACACACUGGAGACCACUGACCAGCCAUCUCUCUGCAAAGGUGAAAACUCCACAGGGGAGAGUCACUAUCACCGUCACUGCUCACAUAAAGGGCCUCUCUCCUCACAGUCUCAGAGCUCGUGCGAGGGUCUGGAGGACUCCUGUGAAACAUGCCUCAGUGACAUCGAACCAGGGCCUUCAAACCUGCAGCAACACGAAGGACAGGCGGAGGUCCAUUUACAACCAGGACACCUCAACGGGAAGAGAGACACGCUUCGUCUCUCGCUGAAAGAAACAGUUUAUGACAGUUGUGGUAAAAACCGCACUAGCCAGAGCGAGGAAGUGGUCAUUUUACCCAACAGUAAGCCCGACCUACCGGACAUUUGGAUCAAGAGAGAUGUACAACGGGAGGACACAUGUUGAGCAAUGUUGGGGGAAUCUUUGCAAACACUGUGCAUUAGUUGUUCUUAAUUUACAUUGAAAAUGAAUCACAGUACUUACUUACACAAGCAGACAGAACUUUUAAAAAGAAGCAUACACCGUUACAUUUGUGUAAUGCUCAAAGGAAAUAUAAGCCAACUGCAAAUGCAACAUGUGACAGCAUGUUUGUCUGAUGUUGCAGUUAAGGUUGUUCCAGUGUCUGUAACAAAUGAGGUCAGAGCAUGAGUGUUUCUUCAGCAAAAAGGUCGAAUAAAGGCAUGACUUGUCCGACUGAGCAUUUUUAGAAAGAAGACAGCUUUGUGCUCAGUCACAACUUUGCACCAAUCUCACACUUGAAAUUGCAGCAUGCAGUCAACACAAAACAUCAAGUACUGCACCUGCUGCCUGCAGAAUUUACUUUGUGCCUGGAACUUUUUAACUUCUGAACCUGUACACUCUGCACAGACUGGGUUUUAACGAACACAAUGGUAACUGUGUGCACCCGCUGGCCUUCUUCCAUGCUGGAAUUGACCCCUAAUGAGCCAUAUACAUUCACGGACUGAUGUUAAAAUAUAAAUGUGAGAUAUACAGAGAAAGAGCAGUGUGUGCAGUGUCACAUACAGUUUUUAAGCAUGAGUCAAUCAUUAUCAUUAUUACCCAAAGUUGCAAACAAGUGUGACUUGACUACAGUCAGUUGGUUUUGCUCUCUGAGCUGAUAAUAUGUACAGUAUGUCCUUUGUCACCAUGGCGUAAAAAAGCUGAAAACUACAGUUAGCGGUGUGUCAUUUGUGGUGUCAUGGCUUGCUUUUAGUGUGUUACUGUCAAAUUAUAAGUCAUGCUGUUUAUCUAGUGUCAGUGCCAAAAAAUGUAAUAUUUACUUAUGUGAUGAUUUUAAAGGGCAAAGGAGUUUCUACUACAGACGUAACACUCUGUGAGUUUAUGCAUUGGUGGCAAAUUAAGGUGCAAACUAUUCCAGGACCUGUGGAUGUCAGCGCACGCCUUCGCCUUUGUAAAGAAGUAGGAGCUCUAAUUUCUAUUUCCAAAGCAGUAAUUAUACCAUUGCAAGCCACUGCAUCGACAGCUAAUAAUUUGAAUACGGACCUUUGUCUUCUGUUGUUGGAAACUCCAACAGGUAGCUAUCUAAGCAACAGACAGCCUUUAUCCUCAGCCCAUCCCACGAUUGAGAACAGUUGCUUGCAUCUUAAUAUAUUUCAAAUAACAGUAUUUAUAACAUGAACAGCAUGUGCCAAGUGUCUUUCAGCAGGUUGUCUACUUGGCUGAAACUGUGUGUUUUGUGCAGUGGGUGUUUCCCUCGAAAAGCAACAUAAGAUGUGUUUAUGGUCCUUUACAUGAUGUUUAGUGUAAAUCAAAAAGGAGUUGCAGCGAUGGUGGUUCAGCAGUAAGACCUUGACAAGAACAGAUGUAUGUGAAACGUGCCUACGAGCAGGGUUCUUUUCAAACUUUCUCAUGUAAGAAGUGUUUGCUUUUGACAUCUUGACUGUACAAUCACAAGUCUCUAAUAAGCCUUCACUUUAAACCACUCAGCAGAAUGACCUGCCUUACAGACAAAAGAAAUCAAUCACACGCUUUCUAUAAACAUGAAACAGUAAAGGUCACUACCACCACUACCACCAUAAUUUACAGCUGUCAGUGUUGUUCAUUUUUCAAAAAAAUGAAAUAAAACAUUUAUUUUCCUGCA